Messenger RNA from Drosophila grimshawi, 9705 nucleotides. It is a transcript of the gene PlexA, whose product is annotated as plexin A3. Gene Ontology annotation, cellular component: semaphorin receptor complex. NCBI's taxonomy places the organism in Eukaryota, Metazoa, Arthropoda, Insecta, Diptera, Drosophilidae. Gene Ontology annotation, biological process: sensory neuron axon guidance; regulation of cell shape; motor neuron axon guidance. Gene Ontology annotation, molecular function: protein binding; semaphorin receptor activity. The record is from RefSeq and is a predicted model, not a curated record. The transcript has 9 exons. The coding region runs from base 598 to 6504 and encodes 1968 amino acids.
AAGUAUUGAGUGUUUCCUUCAAUUUAAAAAGUCUGUCUUUGAAAUUAUAAAAAGAGACAAAAUCUUGUGCAUAAGGGCGCACAAAUCAACUCGCGUACACACACAUAAUUCAUGUAAACUUGAGACCAUUGUUCAUUUGUGAAAAUCGAAGCAUCAAAUAAUUAGAAAUAAGUACAGUUCAAAAUUACCACUACAUAUUUACGAUCUUAGUGUACCUAUUUAAAGAUGUUGCAUAUUGCAAACAUUUGUAGCAUGAACAAAAUACGUGAUCUACAAGGCUGCAGAUAAGAGCAUAAUGUUGCAGCUCAUAACUGGAAGUGGAAGCUGAUGCGAUACAAGUUGUAAAGUAUACAUAUGUAUAUCUGUAGGUCUCAUGAAUAUGGAUAGAACAGAAUUCGCUAUUUAACCAAUGCAUCACAUAUCCAUAGAUUAAAAGUUGCUGCAAUUUGUUAUUUAAUAAACAAAUAUUUAAAAAAAACGUGAUUUGAGUGCGAAUUGGAUAACGCUGAAGCAUAAUAAGAAAUUUUAAAUCCUUCGCAAGGGAUUACCACAUAUUGUUCGCAUCGCCAUUUUGGCGAUUAACCUGUGACUGUGGAAAUGAAUAUUCUACUUUGUUUACUGUUAAUAACAAUUGUGGGAAAUCUAACAUCAAAUUCUGCCUACGGCCAAAUACAAUACACAUCCAAAAAUCAUAAUGACAAGCUUCAUUCUGCAUCGCCAAUCGAGCAAUCUGUACUGGCUCUUCGAGUUGACAGGGUGGGACGCAGUGAGGCGGCAGCCCCCAAGGUUAACUUAACUGAAAAUGAUUUGAAUGGGCUGGCCAGAGAUGUCUCUGGGAACUUCAGCAGCAGCAUAAUUACACAUGUUGCCAAAUUUGAUACGACGCUCAAUCACCUUCUUGUGGACACGAUAACCGGACGAGUCUUUGUUGGCGGUGUGAAUCGACUGUAUCAGCUAUCGCCAGACUUAGAGCUGCACGAAACUGUGAGGACGGGUCCACAAAAUGAUUCAGUCGAGUGCACGAUACUUGACUGUCCUCUUAAUGCUGUGCGAAAGCCCACGGAUAACUUUAAUAAGGUGCUGCUUAUAGAUCGUGCCACGUCACGGCUUAUUGCUUGUGGCUCCUUAUUCCAGGGUACGUGUACGGUCCGCAAUCUUCAAAAUGUUAGCAUAGUUGAGCACGAGGUGCCGGACGCAGUUGUUGCCAAUGAUGCGAACUCGUCAACGGUGGCUUUUAUUGCACCUGGACCUCCCCAACAUCCAGUGACAAACGUAAUGUAUGUGGGUGUAACCUAUACCAAUAAUUCACCGUACAGAAGCGAGAUACCGGCAGUUGCGUCUCGAUCACUGGAAAAGACUAAAAUGUUUCAAAUUGCCUCAUCGGCUGUAACCACUGGCACGCGCACCUUCAUCAAUUCAUACGCCCGCGAAACAUAUUUGGUUAACUAUGUGUACGGGUUCAGCUCGGAGCGGUUUUCAUACUUUCUCACCACCCAGUUGAAGCACAAUCAUCACUCGUCGCCUAAAGAGUAUAUAACUAAGCUGGUGAGGAUUUGCCAAGAGGACUCCAACUAUUAUUCAUACACUGAAAUUCCGGUGGAGUGCAUUAGUGACGCUCAGGGCGGUACUAAGUUUAACUUGGUUCAGGCUGGAUUCCUGGGAAAACCUAGCUCGGAUUUAGCUCAAAGUUUGGGCAUCUCGAUUCAAGAUGAUGUCCUUUUUGCUGCCUUCUCAAAGGGGGACAGCAACAUUCCAACCAACAACUCGGCACUUUGCAUAUAUUCCUUAAAGUCAAUUCGUCGCAAAUUUAUGCAGAAUAUUAAAUUAUGCUUCAAUGGAGUUGGAUUGCGUGGCCUCGACUUUAUCUCGCCCAGCAUGCCUUGUGUUUUAACGAAACUACAAACAAUUGGUGAGGACUUUUGCGGAUUGGACGUUAAUUCGCCACUAGGAGGGGAGCAGCCAAUCACAGCUGUUCCAGUGGCAAUGUUUAAUUCGAGGCUUACAUCAGUGGCUGCGACCAGCACUAGUGGCUAUACGGUGGUCUUUAUUGGCACAGCUAACGGUUAUAUUAAGAAAGUAGUCGUUGAGUCCUCGACCGUUGCAAACGAAUAUGCAAGCCUGGCAGUGGAUGUGGGCUCUCCCAUAAAAAAGGACAUGCAGUUCGAUAACCAGAACCUAUAUGUUUACGCCAUGUCCCAGCGCAAAGUGUCCAAAGUGAAGGUGUAUGAUUGCGCCGACUUUAAGACAUGUGGCGAAUGCCUGGGCGCCAAAGAUCCAUAUUGUGGUUGGUGCUCACUGGAAAAUAAGUGCAGCCCACGGUCGAACUGCCAAGAUGACGCCAAUGAUCCAUUAUACUGGGUCAGUUACAAAACGGGAAAGUGUACAACAAUAACAAGUGUUGUGCCCCAUCAAUUGCAGCGUACUACCGCUCGCACCUUAGAGCUUAUCAUCGAUCACUUACCACAGCUGAAAGAGAAUUUAAUUUGUGCUUUCACCACCGAAGACAAGGCUCUGUUCACAAAUGCCACUAAAAAGCGUAACGGUGUUAACUGUACUACGCCACGUACGGAUAUGCUACCACAAAUUGAGCAGGGCAAACAUCAUUUCACGGCGAAACUGUCUGUGCGUACAAGAAACGGUCCAGACCUUGUAUCAACGGACUUUACGUUCUUUGACUGCAGCACACACUCAUCGUGUACACGCUGCGUAUCAUCGGAGUUUCCCUGUGACUGGUGCGUCGAGGCUCACCGCUGUACGCACGAUACAGCCGAGAACUGCCGUAAUGAUAUACUUGUGACUGGCGUUAGCCGAAUAGGUCCAAGCUAUCGCUCGGGCCCUGGCUUCUGUCCAACCAUUAACGCCACCGGAGAUGGCAGUGAGGUGCUUGUCGCUGCCGGAACUAGCAAAUCGAUUAAGGUCAAGGUUCACAUAAUUGGACAAUUUAUUGUGCAGACACGCUUUGUUUGCCAGUUCAACAUUGAAGGCCGCGUGACCAGCUUAAACGCCCAAUUGCUUGGCGACACUAUCUACUGUGAUAGCAUGGAAUUUCAAUACACAUCGCGAUCCCCGAAUUUAACUGCAACUUUUGCGGUCAUUUGGGGCGGCUCCAAACCUCUUGAUAACCCGCAUAAUAUUCACGUUGUUAUUUAUCGCUGUCGCGACAUGGCUGACAGCUGUGGGAUAUGCUUAGCAUUGGCUGAGAAAUACAAUUGUGGCUGGUGUUCAUCUACAAAUACAUGUGAGGUGGUGGAACAGUGUAACAAAAAUAACGAAGGCAAGACGGAUUGGCUGAAUCGCAGUGAAAUUUGUCCAAAUCCAGAAAUUCACUCUUUUGGUCCGAAAACUGGGCCCUGGGAAGGUGGUACGAACAUAACAAUAAAGGGCAUAAAUCUUGGAAAAAACUAUAACGACAUCUACUCGGGCGUUAGAAUCGCUGGCAUUAAUUGCAUGCCCUUUCAACAGUUUUACAUAGACACAAAACAAAUUGUGUGCACGGUGGAUAGUCCCGGUGAGCAAAUGUACAGGAAUGGGCGUAUUGUGGUACAAAUAGGUGACUACCGCGGCGAAUCAAAAGAAGAUUAUGAGUUUGUUGAUCCGAAAAUAUCGAAUUUUUAUCCUCGAUUUGGACCUACCUCUGGUGGUACACGAAUACAUAUAAUUGGCAAACAUUUAAAUGCCGGUUCACGUAUACUGGCAUUUAUAAAUGAUCAUUUGCCUUGUAAAAUCAUUAGCACUGACUCAUCACAAGCAAUUUGUCGGACUUCGCCGUCUCCUGGUAUUAUUCAAGGUGGACUGAAAAUGUCAUUUGACAAUGGACCCCGAGAAUUUAACGAUUACAAUUUUAAAUAUGUACUCGAUCCAACUGUUGAACAGGUCAGUUCCGGACCCAGUGCCCAGAUUAAAGUGCCAAAGGGCAUUCCGGCUGGCGGGAUCCGAAUUGCAGUUACUGGUACACAAUUUACUAGCAUACAAGCACCAAGCAUUUAUGUUUUUUACAAAGGUCAAAUGUAUGUGAGUCAAUGUCGAGUUCAGUCAGAUUCGGAAAUGGAAUGCCCGUCUCCAAUUAUUGAAGCUGAUAGCCAAAUCUUAGACCCAGAGAACCCCACGUUGCUUGAGUAUGGCUUUCUAAUGGACAAUGUGCUGGGAGUGCAAAACUUAUCAAAGACGCAUAACAAUCAUUUUGAGCUUUACCCAAAUCCUGAAUAUUUCACGUUUGAGGAACGAGUCAAAUACUUUAAAAGCGAAUAUCUGACCAUAAAUGGCCGCAAUCUUGAUCGCGCUUGCAAGGAAAGUGACGUCGAAGUUAAGAUUGGUAAUGGUUACUGCAAUAUUACGUCUCUAUCACGACAGCAAUUAACAUGUCGGCCACCCACUGAAUCGGCGGCUGCCAGUAACAGUCCCGGUGGACCAGAGGUUAUUGUGCGUAUUGGAUCAUCACUGCAAUAUCGUAUUGGCAUACUGAGUUACGAGUCUUCGAACUUAAUCACGGAUUGGGGAGAUAACGUUGUAUUUUUUGUAAUAGCCGGCUGUGUAAUUCUAUUGCUGUUCUUUGUUGCGUUGCUUGUGGCAUACAGAAAGAAAACUUCGGAGUCAAACCGUGUACUUCGCAACAUGCAGGAACAGAUGGAUAUUUUAGAAUUACGUGUGGCUGCCGAAUGUAAGGAAGCAUUUGCCGAACUCCAAACGGAAAUGACAGACUUAACGGGCGAUCUAACUUCGGGUGGCAUACCAUUCUUGGAUUAUCGGUCGUAUGCGAUGAAAAUACUGUUCCCAAAUCAUGAAGAUCACGUCGUCUUGCAGUGGGAAAGGCCAGAACUGUUACGCAAAGAAAAAGGAUUGCGCCUAUUUGCACAACUGAUAAUGAAUAAAACGUUCCUUCUUCUUUUUAUAAGAACGCUCGAGUCGAAUCGUUAUUUCUCUAUGCGUGAACGUGUUAAUGUUGCUUCAUUAAUAAUGGUCACAUUGCAAUCUAAACUGGAAUAUUGUACGGAUAUUUUGAAAACACUGUUGGGUGAUCUUAUUGAGAAAUGCAUUGAAGGAAAGAGUCACCCAAAACUAUUACUUCGUCGCACCGAAAGUGUAGCAGAAAAAAUGUUGAGUGCAUGGUUUACGUUUCUCCUCUAUAAAUUUCUGAAAGAGUGUGCUGGAGAGCCUCUAUAUAUGCUAUUUCGGGCAGUUAAGGGCCAAGUGGAUAAGGGCCCUGUUGAUGCGUGCACCCACGAGGCCCGCUACUCUUUAAGUGAAGAGAAACUAAUUCGUCAAUCAAUCGAUUUUCGACCAAUGACUGUGAAUGCCAGCAUCACACAGCAGCCAAUAUUUUGCAACAAUUUGGAUAUGUUGCCAUCGCACACUGAAAACGUGUCAGUUAAAGUGCUCGACUGCGACACAAUCGGUCAAGUUAAAGAAAAAUGUUUAGAAACAAUUUAUAGAAACAUACCAUCCAGCCAAAGGCCACGCAAAGAUGAUUUGGAUUUGGAAUGGCGAACUGGAGCAACAGGGCGAGUUAUCUUGUAUGAUGAAGACGCUACUUCGAAAACGGAGAGUGAGUGGAAAAAAUUAAAUACAUUGCAACACUACAACGUGCCAGAUGGAGCUGGUCUGAGUUUAGUACCAAAGCAAAGUUCCAUUUAUAAUUUUAGUAUAUUAUCGGAUAAAAACGAGAAAUCUCACAAGUAUGAAACUCUAAAUAUAUCGAAGUACACCUCCUCCUCACCGACAUUCAGCCGCGCCGGCAGCCCUUUGAACAACGAUAUGCAUGAUAAUGGACUAAAAUAUUGGCAUUUGGUCAAACACCAUGACAGCGAUGUUCAAAAGGAAGGAGAACGUGUUAAUAAAUUGGUCUCCGAAAUAUACUUAACAAGACUGCUGGCGACUAAGGGUACUUUGCAGAAAUUUGUAGAUGACCUUUUUGAGACUAUAUUUAGCACCGCUCAUCGUGGCUCUGCCUUGCCCUUGGCAAUUAAAUAUAUGUUUGACUUUUUGGAUGACCAAGCCCUAUUGCAUGGAAUUACAGAUCCUGAAGUCGUGCACACUUGGAAAAGCAACAGCUUGCCUUUGCGUUUUUGGGUUAAUUUAAUAAAAAAUCCUAAUUUUGUAUUUGAUAUACAUAAAUCAAAUAUUGUGGACUCCUGCCUGUCUGUUGUAGCUCAAACAUUUAUGGAUUCUUGCUCAACUUCGGACCAUCGAUUGGGCAAAGAUUCGCCAAGCUCAAAGUUAUUAUAUGCUAAAGAUAUACCCGAGUAUCGCAAAUGGGUUGACCGAUAUUACAGGGAUAUUCGGGAUAUGUCCUCAAUUUCCGAUCAAGACAUGAAUGCUAUGCUCGCUGAAGAAUCAAGGCUUCACACCACGGAGUUCAAUACGAAUUGCGCAUUACAUGAACUCUACACUUACGCUGUUAAGUAUAAUGAGCAGCUAACGGUUACGCUGGAGGAGGAUGAAUUUUCACAAAAACAACGACUUGCCUUCAAAUUAGAGCAGGUUCAUAAUAUCAUGUCGGCUGAAUAAAUCACAAUACUCAAAAGGAUAGAAAUUAUGAUUUAUAACUAAAGGAAAAAACGGUAUCAAAGUUUUGUGCGUUAUCCAAUUACGAUUAAAUACGAAAGACAAUUCUUUAUAUACAUUUACUCGUACAUAAAACAUACCACCUAUGCAAAUAUAUAAAUGUACGUGUGUGUAAGUUCCAUGACUAUAGUAUCUGAAUAAUCUGCUUCGUACUUUAUUUGUUCCAAUUUCAUCUAAAUAAUAUAAUAGUGUAUGUGAUGCAGCCAUAAACAUUUACAGCUGCAAAGUAGUACUGCCAUAAAAGGAUCAACGUUUCAUAUUCAUUAACUUACACUAACAGCAUUCCAUUGAGAACACUACAUGGAAAGGAUUAAAAUUUUUGUUUUUUUUUCUGUCAUAUGUGUAAUUUGCUCAUUGAUAUAGUAUAUGUAUGUAUGUUUAUUGUACUAUACUGCAUGUCAGUAAAAUAUUAUUGUCUAAGAAUCUAUAUUCAAUAUAUAAUAUAAUCCAAACGCAAACGCAAAAAUCGACUGAUUUUAAUAUACAUGAAAACUAAUUAAUAUUUUAGUUUCAAAAGUAUAUGUAAUAUGUAAUUUAUAAAUAUGAAUCUGCAUCAAAAUUGAUAAAGAUUGCAACUACAAUGUCAUGUGUAGUAAAACAGACGAAAUUUUGUACUACAUAAAUUAUUCUAUCAGUGAAUACUAUGUUACCUGGUAACCCUGCGGAAACUAAACGUAGCAAUACUAACCUAAUCUUACCGUAAGGUCACUCGGGGCAAAACGGUUUUGCAGUAAAUUGUAUGGCAUCCGCUAAAUUUGUAUUACAAAAGAAAAACAUCAAUGAAUUUUAAUCGAUUGUCAGCAGAUUCUUCGUAGAUAGAUUUAUACAUAAAUAUAACAGCACUUGAUGGAAUAUGAACACUGUUAUAUUGUUUCAUUUUAUUAAUUAUACAUUAUACAUAUAUGUGCAUUAUUGUUAUAAGUAUGUAAUUACAUGUAUUAAUGUCUGUAUGUAAUUAUGAUUACUUUUAAUCAACGUGUGUAUUUCAUAACAUUUGUAUGUAAAUUAUUUAUUUUUACUUCGAGAAAUAGGGUAUUUUAGACAACUAUUGCUUACAAUAAAUUUUUUUAAUUUAAUUUGGCUUUGGGGAUUAUUUUGUUCAUUUAUUGUUUGAAUUAUUUAAAAUUCUUUGUCUGUAGCUAAUAAACUGUCCCCAAAACAUGAAACAUCAGCUUUCAGCUUUCUAAACAAGCCCAAGUGAUUGAUGAUCCAUAUAUAAAAAGCAACGGGUACAUACCUAUUGUCUAUGUAUGUGUGUAUUCUGAGAAUGCGCCAUCUUUCCUUCCAUUAUACAACGAGUGGGAUCUGGCUUAAUUAAGCCCUAUAACUUUGUGUUUUUGAGGUUUUCUUUAAAUUAAAAUAAUGGUUCAUCUGGUCAAUUUCAUAAUUAUACAACACAUACAUGAUAUGUGUGUAUAAAGACAUAAAUAUGUAUGUAUUUCAUAUUUAUAACAAAAUUGUAGAAAGUAAAUGUAUUGAAUGUAUGUUUGUAUUAAGUAACCUGAUUAGUAAGAAUUACUGAUUCACAAUAGUUGUAUGCAUAUAGACCGACGUGUAGUUUUUAUGUUUGUAAAGUGUAUGUUAUUCAUUGUAUUAGUUUUCAUUUUGUCUUGUAUUACCCUUUUUUCACUGCACUUUAUCCCAAUAAUUUUACGCAAGAAAUUAUAUCGACCAAGGUGUCCAUCCUCAACCAAAUGAUAACAAAGUUUUGUUAGUUAGUUUUGAUAUUUCUACAUUAAAGUGAAUCACGAUUUCACACAGGACAUUUCCGGGGUGAACAAAAUAAUAAUAGCUGCUGCUGGCAGUACUUAUGUCUGCCAGACUUAAUUUAAUGAUAAAAUUUAACUUAAUUUUUGACGAGCCGAGGAUCUCUGUUUUUUCUUAUACUUACCAUUUCGGUAUUAAACGUGCAUACUCCAUCAGAAUAUGCAUAAAGUCUAAAGUAAGCUACAUCUACGUAUAGUAUGUAUGUACUAUUAAACCACCGAUACAGGACCUGCACACAAAAGAUACGUCAACAUCCGACUAACGGUAAAUAAAUAUGCGACGUGUAAGGUACACAUUAUUUUAUCACCUUUUUAUUUUUACUUACAAUACAUUUUAUUUUCAAUGCUUAGGACAUAUUUAUAAAGACAAAUAUACAUUAUAAAUAGUUAUUUCAAUUAAGAUUUCAUUACUGUACGGAGGGGUACUCUUUAUUUUGUCGUGAAUUUGUCGUGCCCGACUCCAUCGAGUUAAAUGUGUUUAUUCUUGAUCGAUUAUAUAUUUUAUUACAAGUCUUAUCGACUGACCGUCCGUAUGGUUGCUUCGCCAACUUCGGCUAUUCGAAAAUCUCAGUUAUUGUUUGUAGUUUUGGAAGAUAUUUGGGUUUUCAUGUUUUAGUUUUCCAGUUGUCAAAUAAUUACUUAUACUUAUAGGUAAAUAUAUAUGUGUACAUAUAUACAUAAUAAAUUUAUACAUUUUUGUGGUUGUGCGUAAAAAUAUAACGAUAGUCCAUAAAAUGUUGUACUUUAAUGUCUAAGUACUCUAGCAAUCGAAUACUACAAGUGGAAAUUAAGAAUAACAGAUUAAAAUACCACUGUCAUCUAGGUGUGCACAAUCAUUAAAGCAUUACAACAGAAAUUAUAAAUAUAACGGCUAAAAUAACUUGUGUAAACAAUAAAUGCAAAAAUAAUAUAAAGCUUCCGCUAUUAUUAACAUAUCUGUUAGACAUUGUACCAUAAAAAAGCAUUUAUUUGAAAAGUACUUCUAUAAAUAUACAUUUAGUUUACGAAACGAAUCAUUUUUAUUUGGAUUUACAUACCUAAAGUGAAGUUUUAUAGCUACAUAUGUAUUUAUUGAACAAAUACUAAAUGCACACCAUUUUGUAAGGCAAAAGUCAACUUAAAUUUAAUUAUAACGAUUUGUAUUUUCUAAUGCGAAGUAUCCGAAAGAAUUAAGUAUGUUAAGUAUGUGUAUUUAUACUUAAUUCAUUCGGAUUUAUCACCAAAUUAUUAUACACAAUGUAAUUGACCUAAGGCGACUGAGUCAUUCUCAAACCUAUGUAACACGUAUCAGAAUAUGAUUAUUGUAUUUUCAUCUAUGUGUGUGUGUGCGUGUAAAGUAUUUUAAAAUAUACGAAUAAAAUUUGUGAGAAACUGUCAA